UAGUUUGUUUGAAGUAACUGCCCUGUAUUCAAAAUCUAAGUACCGACACAGGAUUUGCGUAGAUCAAGAAAUUAAAGUAGCCUACCAAUUAUGCAAAAUAGCCCAAUUUAAAAAUAAUAACAGUGGAUGAUAAUUAGUGAUGUGACAAUGUGUUUUUCACUUUAAUGUUACUGUUGCCAAUUUGUAGUGUGUGAAGCAAUGUUUAAUUACUUUAUACAGCAUAUACUGUAGGUUAAACAAUAAUUAUACAUAUUCAUGUAUUAGUUGACUUAUAUUUAUAGCCCCAAACAUUGACAAACACAAACAAACAGCUUUGAAAAUGAUGUGUUUGAAUGUGGUGUCGUUUAACGGUAUAAGGCAGAGACAUCAAAGAGUAUUUAUUCUUAAUUUGCAGUUUGCUCACAAGGAUUUAUGAGGACAUCAUGAAUUUGUGAGAUGGACUUCCCCAACUAUGACAAACACUGACUGAAUUACACAUUUUCUUUCCAAAGCAAGUCAUGUGGUUUAAACAUCCUUCAACAACCCUUACUUCAAAUCAGAAUCAAAGUGCCAACUGAGUAUGACACUGCAUUUAGAGAUCUUUUGAUAUUAACAUUGGUGACAUUGGACAUUUCAAUUGGGGCAAUUUAAGUUUGCCAACUAAAUGUGCAUUUGUCAUGUGUUUCUCAUUGGAAAGCUGCUCUUAAACAUAGUAUUUAAUUGUCCAGGGACACGCACAGAAUAUAAUUAAACACUUAAUGAGAUGAAUGAGUUUCUUCAAAGAAAGAACGUUUUAAAUGACAUAAGGCCAACAUAGUUUUGUAAUUUUUAUUGAGGUAAUUGAUUGAAUUAAGUGUGCUCUCACGUGCCUUCCGUGGGUUGAAUGAUUGUGACGAAUCAGCGGAAGAGAUUAGGUUGUUGACAGGACCUUUUAAACGCUGAUUGGUUAAAAAUCUAAAUACUCAACAGGUCCCGCCUCUCCCCGGAAGCUGACAGUCACCUGACUUUUAUUUUUUCUCCGUGUUUCCUUGUUAGCCAGCUUCAGUAUUAGCCAACAAAACAACGGCCACACUGUCUUAUUCCAUUUCUAUUUCAUCCUAGUUUCUCUUUCUUGUCCUUCUCCAGGAGUUAAAACUUCUUAUUUACCUCCAACAUCAUGGACGAGACGAGUCCGCUCGUCUCUCCGCUCCGGGACUCGGGUGAUUUCAGCUACUGUCCCACAGAGCCCACCAGCCCCCGGGGCGCGUUUGGAAGCACCCCGGGCUCGGUGGUCCGUAUCCCGGCAGGCAGUCCGGGGCGCAGCCGGGAGAGACAGCCGCUCCUGGACCGGGGCAGCUCGCCGCGGGAGCCGCACAGGAACGAGUUCCCGGAGGAUCCCGAGUUCAGAGACAUCAUCCGAAAGGCCGAGCGAGCCAUCGAGGAGGGCAUCUACCCGGAGAGGAUCUACCAGGGAUCCAGUGGGAGCUACUUUGUCAAAGACUCACAGGGGAAAAUCAUUGGCGUGUUCAAACCUAAAAAUGAAGAGCCCUAUGGCCUGCUGAAUCCAAAGUGGACCAAGUGGCUCCAGAAACUGUGUUGUCCCUGCUGUUUUGGCCGUGACUGUUUGGUCCUGAACCAGGGUUACCUCUCGGAGGCCGGGGCCAGCCUUGUUGACCAGAAACUGGAACUCAACAUCGUUCCCAGGACCAAGGUGGUUUACUUGGCUAGUGAAACAUUCAACUACAGUGCCAUAGACAGGGUGAAGUCUAGAGGAAAGAGGCUAGCCCUGGAGAAGGUGCCUAAAAUGGGCCAGCGUUUCCACAGAAUUGGACUACCACCCAAGGUUGGCUCCUUCCAGCUCUUCGUCGAUGGAUACAAGGAUGCAGAUUUCUGGCUGCGGAGGUUUGAAGCGGAGCCUCUGCCUGAAAACACCAACCGUCAGCUGCAGCUGCAGUUUGAGCGCCUCGUAGUCCUCGAUUACAUCAUCAGAAACACAGACAGGGGAAAUGAUAACUGGUUGCUGAAGUAUGACUGUCCCAUGGACCCUGUUGGGAGUAAGGACACAGACUGGGUGGUAGUAAAGGAUCUCAUCAUCAAGCUGGCAGCUAUAGACAACGGCCUGGCCUUCCCCCUCAAACACCCGGACUCCUGGAGAGCCUACCCUUUCUACUGGGCGUGGCUAUCCCAAGCCAAAGUUCCUUUCUCCCAAGAAAUCAGAGAACUGGUCCUGCCCAAGCUCUCUGACCCAAAUUUCAUCAAAGACCUGGAAGAGGAUUUGUACGAACUUUUUAAGAAAGACCCUGGUUUCGACAGAGGACAGUUUCACAAACAAGUAGCUGUAAUGAGGGGGCAGAUCCUGAACCUGUGCCAAGCCCUGAAGGACGGUAAAACCCCCCUGCAGUUGGUCCAGAUGCCCCCAGUAAUCGUGGAAACAGCCAGAGCACCUCAAAGAGCCAACAGCGAGUCGUACACACAGAGUUUCCAGAGCAGAAGACCCUUCUUCACCUGGUGGUAAAAGUGAACAAGUGAAGAGGAAGGAGGAGGAACAGCAGGAAGCCGGAGCGAGGGAAGGAGCGAAAAAACUGUCAGACAAAAAUAAGAUCAUGAAAAUGAAAAUUAUUAUCGACCUCCCCUCCUCUGAUGAGUGAGUGGGUGGAGAGAGGAGGCCAAAAGAGGAAGAAUUUCACAACAUAUCUGUCCUGUUUGCCUUGUGCCUUGCGUGGAUGUCAAUGAAGGGUAACGCCUAAAUGAUAAAGAUUCUGUACAUUUCUGCAAGAAAAUUCCUAUUUUCAGUGCAGUGUCAGACUUUUCUUUUGGACUCCUGAGUAAGUGCACGUAAAGUUUGCCCACACGCGUGCACGCCAGUCAACAGCCUAUCAUGCUUUCUUUUUGGAUGGGAGGUGUUGCAUUCCAUGUUUGUUUUGUCUUCAUAUCUCUGCCUUUUUUAAUAUUCACCUGCAUAUUCCCUCCCACACAGUUAAAAGCCUGGGGCUGGCAAAAGCAGGGGUGAAUAUAUUUUUAACAAAUAAGAGAAGUGUUCAUUUUGGUGAAGUCUAAACGAUUAAGGAACUAGGCUUUCAGUUGUGUCUUUACACAAUGAACAAUCAUGGCCUCACAGUUACUCAUUGCACCUCCUAACUGUUCGGAUUGGGAUCUGCAAGUCAUCUUGGGUGAUAAGCAGAGGCCAUUUUGGUGAAAGACACAAACUGUUUGUUUAAGCUGAGAUAACUGUGACCUUCCUUCCUCCACUGAUGCGUGAAAUCAUUUGUGAAGAUGAGAAAAUGAUACCGUCUGGAAGAGGGGGGUGUGGAGGGGGGUCGGUGAUUCCCUGUCCACAAACUCCUUUAUUCUCUCACGGACAUGUUGAUUUUUGUUAAUCUUCUGGCUCUAAGAGUGGACCUCAACAACAUAGGUUACUUACUGCUGUACAGAACUGACAUGAAAUGUAUUGUGACAAUGCACUGUAUAAUUUGUAUGUAAUAUUUAAUGAUAGAUUAUAAUUAAACAUAUUCCGCUAAUACAGAUGACUUCUGUGUUUAUGGAUGAGAACAGUUUACAGUUUCGCAACUCAAAUAUGGAAAAUACAUCCAGACUUUAUUGUAUUCUGUUGAUACAUGAUAUGUUGAUAUUACACUGGAAAGUAU
Messenger RNA from Trematomus bernacchii (emerald rockcod), 3602 nucleotides. It is a transcript of the gene pi4k2a, whose product is annotated as phosphatidylinositol 4-kinase type 2 alpha. Gene Ontology annotation, molecular function: 1-phosphatidylinositol 4-kinase activity. Gene Ontology annotation, cellular component: trans-Golgi network; lysosomal membrane; endosome. The record is from RefSeq and is a predicted model, not a curated record. NCBI's taxonomy places the organism in Eukaryota, Metazoa, Chordata, Actinopteri, Perciformes, Nototheniidae. The transcript is spliced from 9 exons. Gene Ontology annotation, biological process: phosphatidylinositol phosphate biosynthetic process; Golgi organization; endosome organization. Bases 1136 to 2473 code for a protein of 445 amino acids.